Messenger RNA from Pygocentrus nattereri (red-bellied piranha), 4303 nucleotides. RefSeq names its product mucolipin 1a (gene mcoln1a). Lineage: Eukaryota; Metazoa; Chordata; Actinopteri; Characiformes; Serrasalmidae. Gene Ontology annotation, cellular component: lysosomal membrane; plasma membrane. Bases 201 to 1943 code for a protein of 580 amino acids. Gene Ontology annotation, molecular function: NAADP-sensitive calcium-release channel activity. The transcript has 15 exons. The record is from RefSeq and is a predicted model, not a curated record.
UGACCGCUUUUAGGAAGCGAGUAUAUCGCACUCGAGCUCGACCGGAGUGUUGGUUAGGCGCGCAGGGGAGGCUCUGACAAACUUCCCACUCGGAUACCACCGCGUCUUUCUCCUUAAAUCGGUCUAUGUUCUGCUAUUUUAAUGCGUCCUGACUUAAACUCGCUUUUUAUGAAGGAUACUUCCCUCACGGCGUCGUCAACAUGGCCGCGGUUGACAAAAAUAAUGUCAUUCACGGCUCCUCCGAAGGGGAUAGGUUGCUGUCUCCAGUGACUCGCUAUGGUUCCCACGAAUGCAACAAUGACCACAGCAACCGAAGGUUGUCCCCUACGACAGGAACCUGGGUGACUGUGGACCAAGAGGAGGAAGCCUUGCGCAGGAAGCUGAAAUAUUUCUUUAUGAGCCCUUGUGAUAAGUUCCAUGCCAAAGGCCGGAAGCCAUAUAAACUGGCCCUGCAGCUCAUAAAGAUCAUCAUUGUCACAAUACAGCUGGUGAUGUUUGGUCUAAGUAACCAGAUGGUUGUGACAUUUAAAGAAGAGAACACAGCUUCAUUUAAACAUCUGUUCCUCAAAGGCUAUGAUGGCGCGAGUGAUGCACUGGCAGUGUACACACAGAGUGAUGUCUAUGACUGCAUCUACUAUGCAAUAAAGCAGUACCUGGCCUUGCCGGACACCACCGUGGGCCGCUAUGCGUACGUUUAUGGAGUGGGAGUCAAUGGCAGCGCUCUGUCUCUUUGCCAGCAGUAUUAUAAAAAGGGCUGGAUAGACCCUGCCAACGACACCUUCUUUAUAGACCCCCAUAUUGUGACAGACUGUGUAGGGGUCACCCCACUUGCCACACCUCCAGAAGCUUUAGGAAAUGACUACAAAAACUUUACCCUCAAAUUUCACAAGCUCAUCAAUGUGACGAUACAGUUUCAGCUUAAGGCUAUAAAUCUUCAGACAAUCAUAAACAAUGAGAUACCGGACUGCUACACUUUUGUAAUCACGAUAGUGCUGGACAACAAGGCUCACAGCGGCAAAGUAAAGGUCAGUCUGGAUAAUGAGGUCACUAUCAAGGAAUGCCGAGACCACAGCGUGUCUGGCCAUGCGGAGAACUAUACUCGGGUGGCGUUUGAUGUGAUGGUAGCAGUGGUAUGUGCACUGUCUCUGCUGCUGUGUAGCCGCUCCAUCGUCAGAGGAAUCCUCCUUCAGCUUGAGUUUGUGCACUUCUUUAAGGACACCCUGAAUCGUAGAGUGUCUUGGGGAGACCGAAUGGAGUUCAUUAAUGGCUGGUACAUCCUCCUAAUCAUCAGUGACCUGCUUACCAUCACUGGCUCAUUCAUCAAGAUCGGCAUCGAGUCAAAGAAUAUCGCAUCUUAUGACAUAUGUGGGAUUCUUUUGGGAACCUCAACACUUUUGGUCUGGGUGGGGGUCAUUCGCUACCUCAGCUUUUUUCAGAAGUACAAUAUUCUGAUCGUGACGUUGCGGGCUGCAUUUCCAAACGUGAUCCGAUUCUGCUGCUGUGUGGCAGUCAUUUACCUGGGCUACUGCUUCUGCGGAUGGAUUGUUUUGGGGCCCUAUCAUGUCAAGUUCCGAUCUUUGUCCAUGGUGUCGGAGUGCCUGUUCUCUCUGAUAAAUGGAGAUGACAUGUUUGUCACCUUUAGUGGCAUGCAGGAGAGCAGCACACUGGUGUGGGUCUUCAGCCAGGUGUACCUUUAUACCUUCAUCUCUCUGUUCAUCUACAUGGUGCUCUCGCUCUUCAUUGCCCUCAUCACUGGCGCUUAUGAGACCAUUAAGCACCAAACUCAGGAGCCCAUGCACAUCACGGAUCUACACGCGUUCAUUGCUGAGUGCAAAGACACGCCCAACUCUGGAAAAUUCCGUGGCCUGGAAACCUCGCCAUGCUCUUUCUUCUGCUGCUGUGACAGGACCACCACCUAUGAAGACGUGUUACUGGUGAACUAGUCUCAGAACUUCACUCUGCUGCCCUCUGAUGGCGACACCGGAACUGCACCUGCAUUUAUUGUUAUCAGCGGCCUUGCACUCCAACAAACACUCACUCCGACAGACAUACAGCUGCACAUUCUCUCUCUUCACAUGCUGAAGAUACAAAGGACACAAGACAUUUUUCUGCUCAGUGUGACUGAAGAAAAGUGAAUCCCACUUUGUUUACUAGGCUUCCCAGAAUCUUUCCAUGGUUUUCACAGAGCAAGCUCUUUGGUUUUAACAGUGGUUUUAACAACAGAGGGUGGAAAAUGACCAUUUUUGGGGCAAAAGAAAAGAAGGCUUGUAGGCAUCCUCCCAUAUCUAACCAGUCUCUAACCAUGCUGGGCUCUCGGUGAAAAAGAUUUCUUAAAGUAAGUGGUUUUUGAUGUGUAGCUGUCAUUGGUUUUAUUGUAUAUCAUGAUUUUAGUGUUCCAUGGUACAUGUUUAUGUUCUGCUAAUGGUCUUUUAACAUUAUGUUUUAAAUUUAAUGAGUAAUAACUGCCUCAGUGUUUUGAAGAAAAAAAGAGAACUGAUCCUUGCCUACCCCACAAUGACAUGGCACUUAUCAGGCUGCAGUGUCAACAACAUUGUUCCCUAGAAGACAAAGCAAACCACUUUUCACCCCAGACAUAGUGUUCGGUGUCUUGUCUGUUUGAGCGAUGCACUUACCACAUGCUAUGCUUACCAUUUUCAAUUGAUAGUCACCACUGAAAGCAGUUUAGUCCAGGACUAGGCUUAAUCUAUGUCAAGCAGACAUCACUGCUGAGUAUGUAUACAAACUCAGUAGUGAAAAGCAGAAGGUCUGACAUUUUUGAGCUAAGUGUGAAUUGACUGCAUCCCAAUUGGUUCCACAAAACUUGCUCAGAACCUGGCUGAGCUUUAAUAGAGACCAGCAUAUGAAGACUAUAAAUGUUUCACUGGACCACUAGAGAUGGUUCUUUUACAUGCUUUGGGACACUGAACUAAAGCGAUGACACAGUGCAUAUUGAGGUCAGACGAUUCCAGUUGUUCUGGAAUGUUCUCAAGCUCCAGUCAUCACAUCCUGGAUAAUUGAGCAGUGAUCUCUUCAGUCAUGGUGCUCUUUGAUGUAAACUGGCUCAUUAGGCUGCAGUGCUGCAAUUCUGUAGGAUCCAGAACAAUAGAAUUCCUUAAUCAUGUGUGACAGCGGUUGACCUACAUCAGGAGCAGCUCUGGAUGGUAAACACAUUUGCCUUGUUUUGGAGUUUUGAGAAGUUUCCUCAGCCUCUUGGACCACUGACACUGGCAUUGACUUUAUUUGAUGGACCCCAGAACUGAUGCAUUUGAGUGCCAUUAAAAACCCAAGCCUCAUUGAGGAAAGCUAAACAAUCACAGAUCGAUGUAAUGGAAUCAGACAGACUUAAGCAGUUGUUGAAAUAGAACACUUUUUGACUUUUUUGUCCAAGUCAAUCACAAUGUACAGAAGUUUAAUUUAUUGUUGUCUGUUUCGUAAUAUUUUUGUGUCUGUACUGAAUUUAAAGCGCACAAUAAGUAAACCUUCUUUCAAGUUAAUUUUUUCACAGUUUUUGAGAGAGCUUACAUUCACCUUGAGUGCUGACAUAGAAGCAGUUUUCUUUUUUAAAAAUUCUGAGCCCUAAUCGUUGCAGGAGGAAGAGGAAACUAUUCAUGGAUCAGUGAUCAAAGGCUAGAAUGAAAGCUUGCCAUUCACCACACAGAUGUAAAGGAAUGGCUCACUGAAAAAUCUGAUUUACUCAAUGCCUCCCCCAGUCCCUAACGUAAUCAAUGGGCCAAGACAUGUUUGCUUUUUCACUUUUGCACUGGAGUAUAAAGUCAUUGUAGCUAAUAAGUAAUGGAAGUCUGUGUCUACUCAAAACUUUUGGGUGACUUUGACUUCUGUUACAUUAGCCAUGUAGCUCAGCUAUAAAACUAAAGAAGAAAACUUAAGACACCAAGCAUGUCUUGGCAGAUCAGCUAGAAUUGGGUUAUGGGGAAAUUCUGUAAACUUGAUCUUUCAGUGAUCUCUUCCUUUAAAAACGCAUGGCCAGGUCACAUCCAAUGGAUGUACUUGAAUGAAACGUAACCUAUGUAACCUAUUUAUGGUGUAUGUAACAUUUAUAUGUUAAAUUCUAAAAUGUUCAUUAUAUCACUGUGGCAUGGUUUUCUGACCAAGGUGUAGUCCUGUCACUAGUGUGUGGUGAACAGGCGAACAGACAUGUUUACUGGAAGAGGAUUUUUAAAAACAGAUUUUAAAGCAGACCAUUUUUUGUUACAGGGUAUCAUUCACAGUUUUGCCUCUGUUUUGUUACUGUAGAUUUGUCCAUGUUGGUACAUGUUCAAUACAGAUUUUCUGAAGUCUUUAA